CACCGCGGUCAUUGGAGGAAAAGGACUGGGCUGUGAAUAUUGCACUGUGUCUUCAGUUGUUAUUUUCCUCGUCGAGUAAAUGCUGUGUAAACAAGAAUAACCCAAUGGCUUUUACAGGUAUUUGAUUGAUCAAGGGAUUGUGGAUUAUGUGUACACAUCAAAUGCGAUGAAAUGACAGGUCUCUGCAGAAACUCUGUGAUUCUUUCGAGAUUACCUAUGACCUUUGAACUGUAAGCACCAUAUCGUUGCAUUCAACCCCUGAUUGACCUCAUCAUGGCAGUGAAUAUAAGUACGCUGUCUCUAGUACGAACUCUUCGUAAUAAGCUGACUGUGGACCCUCCUCCCCCACAAGAAAAGGUUCUGAGGAUCCUUCAAAAACUGACUAGAUUGCCCAUCUCAAUAGAGGUUCUCACUGAGACAGGAAUCGGCAAAGUCGUGAAUGGAUUCCGCAAACAUGACGGCGAGAUAGCACAAGCUGCCCGGGGUCUGGUACGCCACUGGAAAUCCAUGGUCCAUGAAGCUAUGGAUGAAGAAGCCAUGAAACACGAAGGUGCUCAAGAGCAACAGCGACAAGCCAGCAGCAGCGACUCGACGAUACAUCACAAGGCUGUGCAACGGGUUGAAGCCACAACAUCGAGUCCAUCCAGGAGCGUGACUAAGGCAAGGUCUUCGGAGAGUCUGCCAAAACCAAAACCACUUGGAUCACCAGAGACUCAAGUACUCAAGUCACCGAAGCAAUCGGCCAAAUCCAGAGUUGAGCCAAAGUUGCUGGAUGCCUCGCCGGGAAGCACGUCAACAAGGUUGGUUGAUUCUCCCAAGCACAAGAAGCAACCCAGGGAUGACAGCUUGAAUGAUGAUAAAUACACAAGCCUCAAAGAAAAACAGUCUUCUCCUUCCAGGGGGAGCCCAGUUAAAAAACUGAAAAGCCAUCAUCAACACCCUGAAAAUGGAAUGGCCAGUGGUCACUCUAAGCGAGAGAAUGACAUCUCGGCAAAGCCGACUGAGUCUCGUAGCUCACACGGGCAGAAGAAACCUGUUAAGGAGUCUGAAUUGCACGUGAGAUUGCAUGACAAGUCACAUGCUAAAUCACAUGACAAGUCACAUGAUGAUAGAUCACCCGACAAGUCAAAUGCUAGAUCACAUGACAAGUCACGUGAUAGAUCAAACGACAAGUCACGUGAUAGAUCACAUGAAUCAAAAGCAACCACCAAAACAUCUCAGGCCAAACCGCACUCAAGUGCUAGUUCCGCACCUCACGAACAACAUUUGCCAUCCAAGGUCUCAAAACCAUCUCAUCCAGACAAAGGUCUUCCUUCGCAGAGAACUGAACGGGAGAGCAAAAGUCUCAAACAUGAAGGUUUGACAAGUAUCUCCAAGGACAAAUCUCCUAAUAAGACAGCGUUGCCUAAACCAAAGUCCGAAGUUUCUCCUGAGAAAGCUGCAAAACAAGCCUCUGUAGAAAAGACAAUUGGUAAAGACUCUCACAGCAAAUCAGUUCAGCAAAGAGGCAAAACAGACUCGAAGAGUAAAAGUGUCAAAGUAACUUCUUCCCACGGGGCAUCCUCUGAUAACCCGUCGCCAAAAACGUCCAACCUGAAAAAGGGACAUAGUUCCAAGUCUAAAGGCAGUAGUAGCGGAAAGAGGGAGAAGCCAGUUGACAACCAUCUAUCAGAGGAGCUCCAAGAUGUCGUCGAACAUGAAGACCUGGAGGGGCAGGACUUCAGGUCUACUGGUAUGUCGUUUGGCGAUUGCCUUCUAGUUCCUCCUGUUGUUUCAAAGGUGAAGAAAGUCGCCAAGAAUAAACCGUCCACCUCUGUGAAACUGGGAUCUUCAGCAGCCAAACCGAAGGACAAGUCUAAAACCACUCGCACAACGACUUUGGACAGCCAGUCCAAGGUCAAACGAAGCAGUGCCGACACGGUCAAAGGUGAAAGUUCAAGGUCAAGCCAUAAAGAAACCGAUCGAGUGAAGGAUCGGAAUAAUGUUAAACCCAAGGAGAGGAAAGCUACAAGUUCAUCUGAGGGUCAGAGUUCAGAUGGAGGUCAUGGGUCGGAUGUUGGUAGGCGAAACAGGAAGAAGCGAAGUAUCAGUCAAGAGGACGAGGAGGCUAUGGCUGCCAAGAGGUUGAGACGAGAGUCUGCCGAUGUAGCAAUUAGCCUACCAGAAAUCCAGCCGGACUACAAACCAAUGCGUCUACCGGAGGUGGGAGGAUCUCCUCUCAAGAAAAGAGUUAUGACGUCUGAAGAGGAGAGGGCCUUUCUUGGCUCCAAGCAGGGAAAAACCAAAGUCUUCUCAGGGCGUGCCAGAGUUAAUCGCCUCACAAGUGUGCCGAAACUCUACGACAUGUGCAUGGAUAUAUUAUGCAAAAACAUUGACGCUCUGGAUGAGGUUGGUGGGGUGCCCUUUGACAUACUGCAUCCCGUCCUAGCAAGGUGUUCCCCUGCGCAGUUAUUCCAUCUUGAAGAUUGCAACCCGCAUUUUCUGGAGGAUAGUGAUCCGCUUUGGCAGAAGCAUGCUCAGCGAGACUUCAAGGGAGAUUGGCCCAGUGAAAUGGAAUCCUGGAGGGAGCUCUACGUAAGGAAACACGAUGAGCGAGAAGCCAGACUCAAGUCCAUCACAGCCAAUAUCUCGAGACAAAUGGCGGAAAAGGAUCCAGGUCGCCUCACAAAAAUGGCAUUCGUCGAUCGACCGGCGAAACCUCCGCGGAGCGUGAUGCGUCAGCAGCUUCGGCAUGGUACGGCGUCCGGAGCGUUCAUGCCGGAGAAGCGUACCCACAGCACCGUGCAACCAAACAAACUGUCCAGGGUUCUAAUCAACUCUAGCGGGGCUGAUGUUUCUUCGGUUCAGCAUCAACGGCAGGCAAGAACAACAAAGAUUGUGGCACCCAUGAUGAUGAAGACACUGAGAAUGAUCAAGAAGCUUCGUAGAUGAUGAAAGACCUUUGAACUUUGACCUGAACUUUAACCCUCGACCUGUUGCACCAAACAGGGCUCAAAUUUGGGAGGAAUAUCGACUCAAGAUGACAGGGCUAGUAGCGCAAGUUUACUGGACCAGAAUUAAUUUUUCAAGAUCAGAAUUGAAAUCAGGAAAAUAAAAGCGCCUCUACUGGUACAGAGUUUCAUAUUUUACUGUUUUGAUUUGAAAAGAACUAAGACGAGAUUGAUCUCAUUUGUAUUAUAUGGGUACGUAGUUCAAUACUCAACAGAAUUGAGGGAAUUCAUAAUUAUAGAUUCACGAUUUGAAGAAAAAAAUGACCGGCUGCUGAAUUUGUCUUGUCUUGAGUUUACUGGCCCGGAGUAAUUUUGAGCCCUACUGAAUGCUUUGUUAGAUCGCUACUUCAGUUACAUGAAUGUGGGUCGUUGUUUAAAUUACCUGUUGUGGCUUAUAUUGUACUGUGUACAUGAAUUGAGUCAAUAUAUGGAUGAAUAAUUCUCGGUAUAACAUCUUCCCAUUUUCAUACUUGCUUUUUGAAUAGAAUUUAUAAUAUUAUUAAAAAGAAAUAACGUAUUUAUAAAAUUAGACUUGAUAUUAUUUGCAGAGACAGUUGAGCUUGUCUUUGAUGUAUUGAGGUUGUGGAACUUCUUGCAAUCUUUACUCCCGCCUGAAAUCAAUUCUGUUGCAAUUGAAUGUGAGUGCAAAGAAACAGAGAUAUUUCAUUAUUUAUGAAAGACUUUUAAAGACACUGGACACUAUUGGUAAUUGUCAAAGACCAUUCUUCUCACUUGGUGUAUCUCACAUGCACAA
This is a messenger RNA of Asterias rubens (European starfish), 3744 nucleotides long. RefSeq names its product transcription elongation factor B polypeptide 3-like. Gene Ontology annotation, biological process: transcription elongation by RNA polymerase II. NCBI's taxonomy places the organism in Eukaryota, Metazoa, Echinodermata, Asteroidea, Forcipulatida, Asteriidae. The record is from RefSeq and is a predicted model, not a curated record. The coding region runs from base 274 to 2931 and encodes 885 amino acids. Gene Ontology annotation, cellular component: elongin complex; nucleus. The transcript has 12 exons.